AUGGAUAUCGCUGAGCCCUCACGUAAGGGCGCUGCACAUCCCACAACCUCUAAGCCAGCCCGAGGAGUGAGUUUGAGCAUAAAUCAAGCCCCAAAUGCCAUUCGACAGCUCAUCCACCGGUGGCUUACUGAUAAAGAGGCCGACAAGAUCUUGUCGAGAUUCCAGGAAGCCUGUAUCCCCAAUCAUCAGCUAUUUUGGAGCGGCAUGCAUCGUCAAGAAGCCCAGAAAUGGGCUGAUUCUCAUGGUCUACAAACAUUGACAACUGCACUUGGUCCACUGUUGUAUCAUGGUGACCCGAGUCCCCAGACUCAAGCCCCUCCGAGAUUCAUUCAUGGCGCCUCUAUCAUUUUCGCAUGGUUUGUCUCUCAAGGCGAUCUAGUGACUCCUAUUAUCAAGGGCAAGUUGGGGAACAGGCCUGUGAGAAUGAUUCACACAGCUCACCCGGCCGUCGAGGCAGCCGUCCACUUCAUAUAUCAAAUAUGGCCAUGCGAUAUCUCAUGGUUUUGGACAAAGAUAUUUGGAAUCCCAGAUAUCGAGUUCGAGUGGCGCAAAACCAAGAUACCCAAGUCUAUUGCACGGGUAGAAUUUACUACGACGAGAAGCACAACUCCUAUAGUGACUUCUCAACAGCUAAGGCCAAACUUGAGCUCAGCAUCAUUAUCGACUUCAAAAAGAGCAGAAACUCAGAGCCCUGCCAAUAAGUCAGUGGCUGAUACAAAGAACAAGAUAACAAAAGGCGGACAACAGAAGACAAAGAAAAACAAGAAGAAGAAAGUGUCAAGUACGGUAGCUGACCAAGGGAAGAACCCAAUUACUAAGAAAUCACUAAAAUCUGGCACUUCUAGCAACAAACAGCAAUUGGUCAAAACGGCGGUGAUAAGUAAGAAACAAAACGUGGAGACCAACAUCAAAAAGAAGGCAGAGAAGAGGAAGAAGAAGAAGAAGAAGAAGAAGAAGAAGAAGAAGAAGAAGAAGAAGAAGAAGAAGAAGAAGAAGAAGAAGAAGAAGAAGAAGAAGAAGAAGGAGCAGAAACUGUCUAUAAAACACGCUCAAGCUCAACCUAACGCAAAGCAGGGCCAGAAGAAGCUCGCGACAACAGCAAAAACCAAGGGUAGUAAAACGGGAGCAAAGGCGAAGGCGACAACUAAGUCUGUAAUAAAGAACGGCAAGUGA
Messenger RNA from Fusarium mangiferae, 1173 nucleotides. RefSeq lists its product as uncharacterized. The coding region runs from base 1 to 1173 and encodes 390 amino acids. The transcript has 2 exons. NCBI's taxonomy places the organism in Eukaryota, Fungi, Ascomycota, Sordariomycetes, Hypocreales, Nectriaceae. The record is from RefSeq and is a predicted model, not a curated record.